AUGCAUAGAGGACCUUCUUUUCCAAAACAUCAGCAGCAGUCUGACUAUCGUUCGGGCGGUGUCGGUUACCCUCCGUUUUCAACUAAUGCUCAAUCUUCCACACCCGCAUGGAGCCAUUCUGGGUUUAUGGCAGAGGAAAACGAACGAUUGACACAGGAGCUCACGGACAAAGUGACUGGCUUACGAAGCCUAUCGAUCCGUAUUGGUGAUGAGCUGCGCGAGCAACAUUCUUUACUUAGUGGAAUGGCCGGCGCAUUUAACCGAUCCGAAGGCUUAUUGCGUUCGACCAUGUCCCGUGUUCUUGGUCUGGGGAAGAAUAGUUCCAGUACAGCUCUGUAUUGCUAUCUUUUAUGUUUCGCGUCGUUGUCUACGUACUCGUCUACAGAAAAUGUCCAAUACGAUGACGAUUGGUCUUCGCGUUUUCGUAUAGCUAGACAAUGGGUCGUGCUUGCCGUGUUGAUUUCCAUUGUGGUCGGUGUCCUCUUUUACGAUGAAGGUCACCCUGAACGAAACAGUAAGCUGUCGGUACUGUUUCGAUACAACGGGACUCUGCUCCCGGACGAGAUUUUCCUGGUCCAUCUGGUCAUCCCGGAUGGGGACGUGCUCGUAAAACUGUCACCAGUCGCUGGUGAUCCGGAUCUUUUUGUGGCAGUGGGGAAGAAUCGCGAAAUACUGAUCAAUCGGUUAAGUGAACCCCAUCGUUCCCGUUGUACUCCUAAACAGUACAUUUAUCAGCUGAAUACCAUAUGGGAACAGUUGAUCAAUCCGCACGUACCGGAUGACGUGUACCAACUGUUCUCCUAUCAGUCCGCCUCUUUGGGCGUGGAAGAGCUCGUGGUGGGAGCGGCACAAUCAACAGACAGUCGCAGUGCCGGUCCGGUUCAGCCCAUCCUGAUCGCGGUUCGUCCCUAUCCGAAUACCGCCGAGACAUGUGAAUUUAUUCUCGAAGUGAGCAACUGGUAUCCGCGUUUGUUGUUGUUGUUGUUCUUUUAA
Messenger RNA from Echinostoma caproni, 993 nucleotides. The record is from the annotation of a GenBank genome assembly. Lineage: Eukaryota; Metazoa; Platyhelminthes; Trematoda; Plagiorchiida; Echinostomatidae.